UUGGGACCUGGCACUGCCGUCCGGGCCGCGGUCCCAGGUCCCGGCCCGGCGCCAUGGAGCGGCGCUGGUCCCUGGGGCUCGGGCUGCCGCCGGCGCUGCUGCUGCUGCUGCUCUGCGCGCCGCUGCCCCCGGGGGCGCGCGCCAAGGAAGUCACUCUGAUGGACACAAGCAAGGCACAGGGAGAACUGGGCUGGCUGCUGGAUCCCCCAGAGGACGGGUGGAGUGAGGUGCAGCAGAUGUUGAACGGGACACCCCUGUACAUGUACCAGGACUGUCCAGUGCAGGAAGGCGGGGACACUGACCACUGGCUUCGCUCCAAUUGGAUCUACCGAGGAGAGGAGGCUUCGCGGGUCCAUGUGGAGCUGCAGUUCACCGUGCGGGACUGCAAGAGCUUCCCCAGGGGUGCUGCCCCUCUGGGCUGCAAGGAGACCUUCAACCUCCUGUUCAUGGAGAGUGACCAGGACGUGGGCAUCCAACUCCGACGGGCCAUGUUCCGAAAGGUAACCACAGUGGCUGCAGAUCAGAGUUUCACCAUCCGUGACCUUGCAUCUGGCUCCAUGAAGCUGAAUGUGGAGCGCUGCUCCCUGGGCCACCUGACUCAGCGUGGCCUCUAUCUUGCCUUCCACAACCCAGGAGCCUGUGUGGCCCUGGUGUCUGUACGUGUGUUCUACCAGCGCUGUCCUGAGGCUGUGUACAACUUAGCCCAAUUCCCUGACACUCUCCCAGGACCUGUCGGCUUGGUGGAAGUGUCAGGGACCUGCUUGCCCCAUGCGCAGGCCAGCCCCGGGCCCUUGGGCGCACCCCGUAUGCACUGCAGCCCGGAUGGUGAGUGGUUGGUACCUGUCGGUCGGUGCCACUGCGAGCCUGGAUACGUGGAAGGCGGUGGAGGCACCACAUGCACUGCCUGUCCUAGUGACUCCUACCGGGUGGACAUGAGCACACCCUAUUGUCUCCAGUGUCCCCAGCAUAGCACAGCCGCCUCUGAGGGAGCCACCAUCUGCACCUGUGACAGUGGCCAUUACAGAGCCCCUGGGGAGGGCCCCCAGGAGGCGUGCACACGUCCACCCUCAGCACCCCAAAACCUGAGCUUCUCUGCAUCGGGGAGCCAGCUCUCCCUGCGAUGGGAACCCCCUGAGGAUACAGGGGGACGCCAAGAUGUCAGAUACAGCGUACGGUGCUCUCAAUGUCAGGGCUCAGUGCAGGAUGAGGGGCCCUGCCAGCCCUGUGGGGCCAGCGUACGCUUCUCCCCAGGGAGCAGGGAGCUCGCUGUGCUUGGCGUGCAUGUCGAAGGUCUUGAACCCUACGCUAACUACACCUUUAGCGUUGAAGCCCAGAACGGAGUGUCAGGGCUGGGGAGCUCGGGUCAUGCCAGCAGCUCUCUGAGCAUCAGCAUGGGACAUGCAGAGUCGCUUUCAGGCCUGUCUUUGAGGCUGGUGAAGAAAGAACCCCGGCAGCUGGAGCUGACCUGGGCGGGAUCCCGGCCUCGUCAUCCCGGAGGAAACCUGACCUACGAGCUGCAUGUGCUGAACCAGGAUGAAGAACGGCACCAGAUGGUUCUGGAACCCAGGGUCCUGCUGACAGAACUGCAGCCGGACACCACAUACAUCGUCAGGGUCCGGAUGCUGACCCCGCUGGGCCCCGGCCCUUUCUCACCUGACCAUGAGUUUCGGACCAGCCCUCCAGUUUCCAGGGGCCUGACUGGAGGAGAGAUUGUAGCCAUUAUCUUUGGGCUGCUGCUUGGUGUGGCUCUGUUGCUUGGAAUUCUCGCAUUCCGUUCAAGGAGGGCUCAGCGGCAGCGGCAACAGCGACAGCGUGACCGUGUCACGGAUGUGGAUCGAGAGGACAAGCUGUGGCUGAAGCCCUAUGUGGACCUGCAGGCCUACGAGGAUCCUGCCCAAGGGGCCCUGGAUUUCACCCAGGAGCUGGACCCAUCCUGGCUGAUUGUGGAAACUGUCAUAGGGGAAGGAGAAUUUGCUGAAGUGUAUCGAGGGACCCUGCGGCUCCCCAGCCAGGACUGCAAGACAGUGGCCAUUAAGAUCCUGAAAGAAACCUCUCCUGAUGGCCACUGGUGGAACUUCUUUCGAGAGGCAACCAUCAUGGGCCAAUUCAACCACCCUCACGUUCUGCAUCUGGAAGGCGUUGUCACAAAGAGAAAACCCAUCAUGAUCAUCACGGAGUUUAUGGAGCAUGGAGCCCUGGAUGCCUUUCUGAGGGAGCGAGAGGGCCAGCUGGCUCCUGGGCCGCUGGUGAACAUGCUGCUGGGCAUAGCAUCCGGCAUGAAGUACCUCAGUGAGCACAAUUACGUCCACCGAGACCUGGCUGCCAGGAACAUCUUGGUGAGCCAGAACCUGUGUUGCAAGGUGUCUGACUUUGGCCUGUCCCGUCUCCUGGACAACUUUGAUGGCAUCUACGAAACCCAGGGAGGGAAGAUCCCUAUUCGUUGGACAGCUCCUGAAGCCAUUGCCCAUCGAAUCUUCACCACAGCCAGUGACGUGUGGAGCUUUGGGAUUGUGAUGUGGGAGGUGCUGAGCUUCGGGGACAAGCCGUACGGGGAGAUGAGCAACCAGGAGGUGAUGAAGAGCAUCGAGGAUGGGUACCGACUGCCACCUCCCGUGGACUGCCCUGCUCUUCUGUAUGAACUCAUGAAAAACUGCUGGGCGUAUGACAGUGCACGUCGGCCCCACUUUCAUCAGCUGCAGGCACACCUGGAGCAACUACUUGCCAACCCUCACUCCCUUCGCACUAUUGCUAACUUUGAUCCCAGGAUGACUCUCCGUCUGCCCAGCCUGAGCGGAUCAGAUGGGAUCCCUUACAGGAGUGUGUCCGAGUGGCUCGAGUCCAUCCGCAUGAAACGCUACAUCCUGCACUUCCGCUCAGCCGGACUGGACACCAUGGAAUGUGUACUGGAGCUGACAGCUGAGGACCUGACACAGAUGGGAAUCACACUGCCGGGGCACCAGAAGCGCAUUCUUUGCAGUAUUCAGGGAUUCAAGGACUGAGAGCUACGGGGGGGGGGGGGGGGGGCACCUCAAGCCUUCCCCCA
Ochotona curzoniae (black-lipped pika) is the source of this 3043-nucleotide messenger RNA. RefSeq names its product EPH receptor A1 (gene EPHA1). Gene Ontology annotation, biological process: cell surface receptor protein tyrosine kinase signaling pathway; axon guidance; protein phosphorylation. NCBI's taxonomy places the organism in Eukaryota, Metazoa, Chordata, Mammalia, Lagomorpha, Ochotonidae. Gene Ontology annotation, molecular function: transmembrane-ephrin receptor activity; protein binding; ATP binding. Gene Ontology annotation, cellular component: neuron projection; plasma membrane. The coding region runs from base 54 to 2999 and encodes 981 amino acids. The transcript has 18 exons. The record is from RefSeq and is a predicted model, not a curated record.